Molecule: messenger RNA, 1716 nt
Organism: Arctia plantaginis
Lineage: Eukaryota; Metazoa; Arthropoda; Insecta; Lepidoptera; Erebidae
Source: the annotation of a GenBank genome assembly
AUGGAACCAAAAUGUGCGUUAUUGCUAUAUUUAGACGACAGGCGUUACCUACAUAACAUGAAGACUGAAUGUGAAAAUUUCUUAAAUCAAAUGACUGAAAAAGAAUUGUGUAAGUUCCCACCUUUGAGAUGUGUAACAGAGAUUGAUGUCAUGGAUAUGAUAAAUGUAUUCUCUGAUAUUUUUAAUAUAUUAAUUAAAGAACCAAUGAAAUUUCAAAAAAUGUUAAACGACAUUUUAUUUGCUGUGCUUUUGUCUACCGACAACGAAAAGAGGAAUAGUAUAGGAUAUGCUCAAGUCAGUGUUGUGUUGAGGUUUAGAAGUAUGCCUAUACUUGCCCCACCAAACCCUCAUAAUUACGUAGGUUUAGUUAAUUUUGAUGGUCUGUUAAUAUCCUUCUCGAAGCCUGAGAGUUAUGUAUACCAUUCAGUUUGGUCCUGUCCUGAAGAAUGUGAAGGGAAUGAGGUAGUUCUACACUACAUUCCAAAGCACCCGCCAAAAUGCUAUUUAUGCAAAAGUAUUCUGUUCGAAAAUAGCGGCUGGAGGCGAUGUGGAGAGAAGGUGAUUGCAUCAUUCAAAUUGAAGAACAAAUUAUUGCCAAAAAAGUUUAAUAUCGUCGAUGAUUUAAUAACGCCAUUAAAUUUAGGUUCGAGAUAUAUUUUGCAUGCUGUUAUAACAAAGAAAAUCACUAUUGUAUGGUCUGUUGAAAAGAUCAUUCCCUUACCGGCACCAAUAACAAAUCGUAUGCCGAAAGAUGUUGAGGAGUUAUACGAUGCAUGCCAUGGAAUACCUUGGAAGUUUAUAUACUGUCUGGCUUCCAGUAUUGGUGUCAACGUUUGUCCUUUGAAUUGCUUUAUGCACCUGAAAAUAAGCCUGUUAUUGAGUUUAACGAGUGUAAAGGCCCAUGCCGUAAUAGGUACGAGUAUUAUCCAUAUACUAGUAGCUGGAUUCGAUUCUAGGUAUACCCCGGCACUUAUGACUGAAGCUUCGAAACUGGCUGAUAGGCAUGUUUUACUUGGGAUGACUAAUACAGUUCCAUCGACUGCCCUAAUCGGUAGUUCUGGAGGGGUAUGUUUUCUACCGUUACCUCUUCAUAUUUACAGUCACAAGCAAGUAUCCGGAGUUCUGUCAGCGAUAGAAACUGGUGAAAUAAAUAUUGGUACCGGUGUAACAAAGUUGAAAUCAGCAGUUUGGGCACAAGGAAUGGAUUUCAAGAAAAUGAUUCUAUUCAACGUAGCAAGUAUAUUUUCUUAUGUAUGCCGAGGUGAUUUUGGGGAAUACAACGAUGAAAUAGCAGAUUUUGUACUGCAGCAAGCCAUGGACCCAGUUAAAAUUGGCAAAGAAGAAAAAAAAGCGUUGAAAGAUGUGACUGAUUAUAUCGAUUUAAUUUCAGGAAUAGUAGUCAUUUUAGAUGAUAAAACCGAAAAUUUGUUGCGCAGCUAUUUCUUAGCAGCGCGAAAGGAAAAUUCUAGAAGUGCAUGUAUAGGGAGCAUGGUAUCGUUAAUUUCUACUUGCAUGAAUUCUGCAAGGCUUUGUCGUAGAAGGGUAACGAAUAUCGAUGAUGCAGUAUUUGCUAUUUGGUUACACGUCAGUGGCAGCCCUGAGCCACGGUUCGCCCCCGAAGAGUACUUACAGACGCCGGCUGACGUCAGAAAAUUACAAAAAGUUAUGAACAAAUUCAAGGACUGGCUAGAACAAUUUAUUGGCGAUUUUUUGUAA